Molecule: messenger RNA, 628 nt
Organism: Lacerta agilis (Sand lizard)
Lineage: Eukaryota; Metazoa; Chordata; Lepidosauria; Squamata; Lacertidae
Exons: 5
Coding region: 2-628 (208 amino acids)
Source: RefSeq, a predicted model, not a curated record
CAUGUGCUUCCUGGCCAGCGACCUGGUUGUCGAGAGCAGCUUCAACCCCUUAGACAUCUCCCACCUACUGCAAGAGUUCAUCAAGCAGUUUAGCGGCAAAGCAGUGGAGGUGGAGGUGCUGCUGGAGGCCUUCUACGACAUCACCCUGGGGCCUACAGUGGAGGGCAGAAACAUGGCCGUCUUCGCUUUCUCCAUCUUGUCCCACCAGCGCCUGGAGAAAGUGGUUGAAUACCUCCUCCAGUUUCCCUUCAGAGAGUGCAAGAGAGUAUGGAAGGAGGUUUUGACAUCGGCCGACCAAGAACAACUGCUCCAUCUUCUGGCCGAGCAGCUUUACCAAAGCCCCUUGGCGGAAUCUCCCACCCAAGUGCAACAUCUCUCCAGCUUGUUGCAGGCCAUCCUCAGGAUGGAGGAAUACAAGGCAGCUGUGCGGCGGAACUUCCCACAGCUGCUGAUCGCUCUCCUGGGGGUGGUUGUCAACUUCCACUACGACCAGGAGUUCCUCAGAGGGGCUAAGGAAGUCCUGCACCUCCUUCUCAGCACCACUGGAGCGCAAGUCGAGGCGGCCAUUGUAGACCAACUUUUCUGCCCCGAGAAUUUCAGCCAGGGGUUGUCUGCCAUGGUGAGGUAA